AUGAGUCCUGCUAUCCCUGUUAUUGAUCUUCACCACCGUGAAGACCGACAGCGCUUGACGGAUGAGAUCCGUCACGCUUGUGAAGACCUUGGAUUUUUCCAGCUUCGCAAUUACACCAUCCCAGACUUCUUCUGCCUACCGGUGGAGAUCAAAGAGAAAUACGAUAGGGGUAAGCUUGCAAGCAACAUCCACACUGACAGCUUCAACCGCGGCUACGAACGCUUUCGGGCCCAAAAGUUAGAGAAGAGAACCACAGGCGACCUGAAGGAGGGAUUCUUUCUCGCACCCGAUGCAUCGGAGCUGGAACGAGGUGUGCAUUACCAAUCCUCCCGCAUUCGGCUCCAAACCACUAAUGAGCUAACCUUACUGGCAGGCAUCGGGGCUCACAGCGACUUUGGUGCCAUCACUAUCCUCUUGCAGGACUCCAUCGGGGGGUCUACAGAUUUCCUGGUUGAGUGCCUAGAAAGUUGCCUGGAGCCAGGCAGAUGCCUUUGGGGAUGUCACCAGAAUCCCAAUAUCCCAACCAUCGCAAGAACCGACCGCAAGGAUUUGGGGGAAUUGUUCCAUCGGGAUAUGGAGUGCAAGCAAUGGAUCGACUCGAAACGUCAUGCUGCAAGUGCGGGCUCCACCCGAACCACACUGAAAAUGAAUCCGGAUUGCUCUUGCGGGUUACCAUCGGCUCAGGGUCGCUUCUGA
Messenger RNA from Aspergillus welwitschiae, 696 nucleotides. Its product is annotated as Clavaminate synthase-like protein. The transcript is spliced from 8 exons. The coding region runs from base 1 to 696 and encodes 231 amino acids. Lineage: Eukaryota; Fungi; Ascomycota; Eurotiomycetes; Eurotiales; Aspergillaceae. The record is from RefSeq and is a predicted model, not a curated record.